AUGGCCUCUUCAAGGCUUCUUACACCUGCGCCCACGGCGUCGGGUACAGUCAGUUCAGCUGCACAAGAGGGCGUUGACAUGCUAUGGAGGCAUCAGCUUCGAAAGGAGCAUGCAGCUCUUCUCGAGAAGUUGGAUGCGAGCAAUAAAGAGAUCGAGGCUAUCCAUUCUGAGACCAGUAGAAAGAUUCAAGAGGCUGCUGAGCGAAUUUGCACACUCGAAGCAAGAAUAUCAAGGAUUGAAAGUGAUGAGAAGAAAAUGAAACAAGCUACAGAAAAGUGGCACGAGGAAGUUAGUGCUUUGAAGAUACAAAUGGGUCUGAUGCCGGAGAUUGAUCGUUCUGAUGGCAAGUCGAUCAGCCACUAUAAUGAUUCGACCGCCGUUGCUGCUGAAAUACCGAACCGGACCCCUAUUCCCAAUACAGCAUCACAGACCACUACAGAAGCUACCAAUCCCUCAUCAACCACAUCUGAUGAUAACCCAACGAGUGCAGCGCGGAUGCCCGCACCUACUACUGUAUUACACAAGACCGAUGGCGGAGCCAUAGCAAACGCCAGAACUACUCAUCCCAAUACUCGCAGCAGAAGCCAAUCCAACGGUUCAUCACCAUCUCGCGUCGUCCAGGCAGAAGUUUCCCAGGCUGUCAGCAUUCCUCGUCUCGCUCAGGGCACCGGUUCUAUCAAAGCCUACCUCAAAAGUGCAGAUACAGCUUUCUCUGCGCUCCCAAAAGACCGUCAAGUAGAGAUUCAGUUCGUCAGGCAAUUCAUCAAAGGUCUCCGAGAUUACAGGGCAAGGAAAGCCCUGAUAAACGAGUUGCAGAAAGCUCAUGCUUGCAGAACAAGUCAGGAUGGCAAGGUGGACAUUCUGUGCGAGUGGAUUGAUGUUGCAGAGGGGUUGAGGAAGGCGGGGUUGAUCGCUCUUGAGGCUGGUGAAGAAGAAGUGCAGAACCAGGGUGCGGGAAGGAAGAGAAAGAAGAUCUUGAUUCCGAGGGAGUUGAUUGAGAGUGGGAUGAUGAAGUAA
Amorphotheca resinae ATCC 22711 is the source of this 1017-nucleotide messenger RNA. RefSeq lists its product as hypothetical. The record is from RefSeq and is a predicted model, not a curated record. Lineage: Eukaryota; Fungi; Ascomycota; Leotiomycetes; Helotiales; Amorphothecaceae. The coding region runs from base 1 to 1017 and encodes 338 amino acids. The transcript is spliced from 2 exons.